Messenger RNA from Eruca vesicaria subsp. sativa (arugula), 678 nucleotides. The record is from the annotation of a GenBank genome assembly. Lineage: Eukaryota; Viridiplantae; Streptophyta; Magnoliopsida; Brassicales; Brassicaceae.
AUGAUGAAUUCCAUCUUCGGAAAGCGAAAAACUCCUGCAGAACUUCUGCGGGAAAACAAGAGGAUGCUUGAUAAGUCUAUCAGAGACAUUGAGAGGGAGAGACAAGGCCUUCAAUCACAAGAGAAGAAACUUAUCACUGAGAUUAAAAAGACCGCAAAGCAGGGACAGAUGGGAGCGGUUAAAGUGAUGGCAAAGGACCUUAUCAGAACACGGCACCAGAUUGAGAAGUUUUACAAGCUUAAAUCCCAACUACAGGGUGUAUCACUCAGGAUCCAGACUCUGAAAUCAACACAAGCAAUGGGUGAGGCAAUGAAAGGUGUGACUAAAGCGAUGGGGCAAAUGAACAGGCAGAUGAAUCUACCUUCUCUUCAGAAAAUCAUGCAAGAGUUUGAGAGGCAGAACGAGAAAAUGGAGAUGGUCUCUGAGGUGAUGGGAGAUGCUAUUGAUGAUGCUUUGGAAGGAGAUGAGGAAGAGGAAGAGACUGAAGAUCUUGUUAGCCAAGUCCUUGACGAGAUUGGAAUCGAUAUCAACCAAGAGCUGGUGAAUGCUCCAUCAGGUGCGGUGGCAGCACCAGCAGCAAAGAACAAGGUGGUGCAAGCUGAGGCGGCCGGAGGUGAGGACGGUGGUGGAAUAGAUAGUGAUCUUCAGGCAAGGUUGGACAACCUUCGAAAAAUGUGA